GUGUAAACAAUUCUUAGUCGUGUUUACACACUUCGGUGGAUAAAGACGAGUAGUGACCAUAUAGUGUGAUUAAAAAGGUUAUCAUUAAUGGACUUCAAUAUUAAAAUCUAAUUUGUAUGAAACGUAAAAGAGACAUUCAGUCAUUUAUUGUGGUGAUAAAGUGAAGUUUUAUUAUUAAAAAGAUAUAAACAUGAAGAGUACAAUUUUCUUCACCGUAUCAGUUCUGGUAGUCAGUUGCUUCGCCCAAAGGUCACCCUACGCUGGGAGACUUCCUAUUGGUUAUCCAAUUAUGGAUACCACUAGUACCACCGUCAGUGAUUUAGACAACAGAUUCGGUGAAGAUGUACCAGUCACCACGGAGAGAUUACCAAUCGAAGCCAACGGCGAUAGAGAACUAGUAAACCGAUUGAAGAAAUUGCCUAUAGACCAACAACCGUUCUGGUUGAUCAAUUGGCUUCAUCUGGAACAAAUGAGGCAAAAUCCACAAACUUACCAAAGUAAACCAAAUACUUUCAUAGAUUUAGUGCCAAGUCAAAAUAAUCAGAAUAUCAACGGUCAAUUAUCUUAAUUCGAUUUUCAAAAAUUCUAAAGAUGAGAGUAAUUGAAUAUGUAUUUUUAAAAAUAGACUUUCUUUAUUGAAGAUUAUUUAUAAUAUUCUCACUUUCGAUUGAACAGCAACUACGUAAUUAAUGUAUAGCAAACUAUAACAGAAUAAUUUGUCAAAUAUGUUUAUACACAUAUACUCGUAUACUAGAUAAUACCUGUAUAUUUAUAUGGGAGAUAUAUAAAACAAUAUAUGAAGUGUUAAUAAUACGAGUAAUAAGAAUAACAGUAUUUUUAGAAAUUUUGUCUGUCUGUAUGCUUGUUCUAGCAUCGCGCACAAACUACACAACGAAUUUAGACGAAUUUUAAUAUUUAAUGAAAUUUUUAAAAAUUGUUGUUUGUAAAAACGAGUCUUCUAUUUA
Molecule: messenger RNA, 965 nt
Organism: Galleria mellonella (greater wax moth)
Lineage: Eukaryota; Metazoa; Arthropoda; Insecta; Lepidoptera; Pyralidae
Exons: 3
Coding region: 191-568 (125 amino acids)
Source: RefSeq, a predicted model, not a curated record